GGGGCCAACACCAUAGGAGCCCAUCCAGGAUGUACCUUGAAGAAAGGAGAUGACUAGGAAGCUCAGAAGGGGAAGAUGGAAGGAAGCACCUGGUCCCAUCUUUACCUGCCAGGAAAGAACAAAAUGAAAAGGUAGAUAGGCAGAUAACUCCAUGGAACAAUUUCCCACUUCUGAACCCAAAAGCAUCUGCAUCAGCAAAAGCUUUAGGCAUUCAUGUUCUGCUUUAAAUGUGGCAGCUAGACUGGUGACUGGGAGCGGCCGCCGAGAACAUAUGACGCCAGUCUUGAAAGACCAGCAUUAGCUCCCAGUACGUUUCUGAGCACAAUUCAAAGUGUUGGUGCUGACCUUGAAAGCCCGAAACGGCCUCGGUCCAGUAGACCUGAAGGAGCGACUCCACCCCCAUCAUUCAGCCCUGAGGUCCAGCUCCGAGGGUCUUCUGGCGGUUCCCUCCCUGCGAGAAGUGAGGUUACAGGGAACCAGGCAGAAGGCCUUCUUGAUGGUGGCGCCCGCCCUGUGGAACGCCCUCCCAUCAGAUGUUAAGGAGAUAAACAACAAUCUGACACUUAGAAGACAUCUGAAGGCAGCCCUGUUUAGGGAAGCUUUUAAUGUUUGAUGUAUUACGGUAUUUUUAAUCUUUUGUUGGAAGCUGCCCAGAGUGGCUGGGGAAACCCAGCCAGAUGGGCGGGGUAUAAUAAUAAUAAUAAUAAUAAUAAUAAUAAUAAUAAUAAUUUAUUAUUUAUACCCUGCCCAUCUGGCUGGGUUUCCCCAGCCACUCUGGGUGACUUCCAACAGAACACCAAAAUACAAUAACCUAUUAAACAUUAAAAGCUUCCCUAAACAGUGCUGUCUUCAGAUGUCUUCUAAAAGUUUGGUAGGUUUUUUCCUCUAAUUAAUAAAUAAAUAAGUAAUAAAUUAUUAUUAUUAUUAUUAUUAUUAUUAUUAUUAUUAUUGUUAUUAUGGAAGCUGUAAAAGAAUACUGCCGAAAGACCAGAGAGAUCCCAUAUUCAAAACAACUUCUCCAUUCAGUCGAUUCUUAAUGCAAUGGAUGGGCUUCAUGAAGUCAUGCAAGUUUCCCAUUGUCUGGUUUGAAUUCACUAGGCUUCAGCGCCCCCCUGCACCCCUCGUUCCUCUUUGAACCCCCUCAAGGAAAUCCCACUGCCCACCACAAAGGGUGCUGCUGCCCACUUUGGGAACCAUUGACCCAGAGUUACCUUUGUGGACUUGGUUCCCUUCGGAGCAACUUGUGAGAGUUAUUUACUCGUCUCUGUGGGCCUGCCUUCGCUUAGCUUGCCAGAGUGACUAAAACAUCUGUUACAUUUAUGCAAGAUGUGAAGUAUCUCUGCGCUAUUUGAUCUCCGAAAGGAAUGGACAUGACAAGAAGCACAAACAAAUUUGCAUUAAAAAGCAGAGGUUCUGGUGGAACAUGUGUAUGCAUGUAGAUAACAUUUUCCGCCUUCCAUUAUAUUUCCUGAACAUGCACCGAAGCGACUCAGAACCCAACCCAGGAUUCCAUCAGGUGGACGGACAUCAUUGCAAUAGUCGUGGUUAUCUGCAAUCUUUUGCUCAUUGCUCAGAUACUUUAUUCCAUAAGGAAAUUUCUCCAUGUACCAGAAGGCAUAAAACAACUUCAUGGUCAGGUGACCAGUUUCUUGGAAUAAGCCAAAGAAACGCACAUUUAAUAAACUAGCAGCCUGCAGAAGACAGACUGUCUUGGCAGUAGCCUUAAAAAACACCACAACCUGCCUAGUAGGUUUAAUGGAAAUAUUUCUGAUUUUAGUAAAGCAGAUAACGUUCAUAGUAAUCUUCUGAGGCUAUUGGAAGAACCAGCAUAUUCACCAAUGGUGGUAAAUGGUGGUGGUGACAGAAAGGUUGUGUGAAAGAUUCUUACUGCUCAGCACAAAAUACCGUAUUUUUCACUCCAUAGGGCGCACCGACCCAUAGGACGCACCUAGUUUUCCCCACCCCCGGGCGGAUAUCUGCCUGAAGCCCAAACCAGGUCGGGGAACAGCGGGUUGGCGCGCUGUGGCUCCCCGCUGACCCCCGAGCUGUGCCUCCCCACUGUCCCACAAGCUCGGGGGACAGUGGGGAGGCGGACCACUGCCAUCCCGCUGUCCCCCGAGCUUGUGGGGCUGGUGGCUGGGAGAAGCGCGCUUCUCCCCACCGCCAGCCUCCAAACCAGGUCGGGGAACCGAAGCCCAGGGCGCGCUGUGCAGCGUGUCCCGGGCUUCAAGAUGCAGGCUGCUAUCCGCAAGCAGCCUAGGGAGCCUGACGGGAACUCCCGCGAGCUCCCAAGGCUUGCGGAGAGCUUCCUGAAGCCUGGUGCGCACAGACCCUUGUUAUUCCAGACCCUUGUUAUUAGCCAAAUCCUCUGGAGGAUGGAGAAAUAAUAUUUUUGAACAAGGAGUACAAGAUGGGGUGAUGGUUUGGGAGAUUUUGUGUGCCUAACAGGAGUUAUUGAUGCAACACUGUAAUACAAGGGUCACACGACUGGUGGCAGGUGAUUCUUUCAGAUUAGAGCCUUUUCAAGAAAAAAACAAAAUGACGCAAACCUUCUUAGAAAUAGUAGAAGGUGACAGCAGUCGCAAAAUUAAAAGACGCCUGCUUCUUGGGAGAAAAGCGAUGACAAACCUAGACAGCAUCUUAAAAAGCAGAGACAUCACCUUGCCAACAAAGGUCCCUAUAGUUAAAGCUCUGGUUUCCCACUUCUGAACCCAAAAGCAUCUGCAUUAGCAAAAGCUUUAGGCAUUCAUGCUCUGCUUUAAAUGUGGCAGCUAGAAUGGUGAAUGGAAGCGGCUGCCGAGACCACAAAACACCAGUCUUGAAAGACCAGCAUUAGCUUCCAGUACGUUUCUGAGCACAAUUCAAAGUGUUGGUGCUGACCUUGAAAGCCCGAAACAGCCUCGGCCCAGUAUACCUGAAGGAGCGUCUCCACCCACAUCAUUCAGCCCUGAGGUCCAGCUCCGAGGGUCUUCUGGCGGUUCCCUACCUGCGAGAAGUGAGGUUAAAGGGAACCAGGCAGAGGGCGUUCUUGGUGGUGGCACCUGCCCCAUGGAACACCCUCUCAUCAGAUGUUAAGGAGAUAAACAACUAUCUGACAUUUAGAAGAUAUCUGAAGCCAGCCCUGCUUGGGGAAGUUUUGAAUGACUGAUGUUUUAAUGUAUUCUUAACCUUUUGUUGGAAGCUGCAUGGAGGGGCUGGGGAAACCCAGCCCGAUCGGUGGGGUAUAAUAAUAAUAAUAAUAAUAAUAAUAAUAAUAAUAAUAAUUUAUUAUGUAUACCCCGCCCAUCUGGGUGACUUCCAACAGAACACCAAAAUACAAUAACCUAUUAAACAUUAAAAGCUUCCCUAAACAGGGCUGCCUUCAUAUGUCUUCUAAAAGUUUGGUAGUUAUUUUUCUCUAAGUAAUAAAUAAAUACAUAAUAAAUUAUUGUUAUUAUUUUUAUGGAAGGAAGCUGUAAAAGAAUACUGCCAAAAAAAGCAGAGACAACGCAUAUUCAAAACAACUUUUCCAUUCAGUCAAUUCUUUUCUUUUCUUUUUUUAAGAGAUUGAGAUUCUCAAUGCGAUCGAAGGGCUUCAUGAAGUGAUGCAAGUUUCCCAUUGUCUGGUUUGAAUUCACUAGGCUUCAGCGCCCCCCUGCACCCCUCGUUCCUCUUUGAACCCCCUCAAGGUAAUCCCACUGCCCACCACAAAGGGUGCUGCUGCCCACUUUGGGAACCAUUGACCCAGAGUUACCUUUGUGGACUUGGUUCCCUUCGGAGCAACUUGUGAGAGUUAUUUACUCGUCUCUGUGGGCCUGCCUCCGCUUAGCUUGCCAGAGUGACUAAAACAUCUAUUACUUUUAUGCAAAAUGUGAAGUAUCUCUGCGCUAUUUGAUUGCAGAAAGGAAUGGACAUGACAAGAAGCACAAACAAAUUUGCAUUAAAAAGCAGAGGUUCUGGUGGAGCAUGUAUGCAUGUAGAUAACAUUUUCCGCCUUCCAUUAUAUUUCCUGAACAUGCACCGAAGCGACUCAGAACCCAACCCAGGAUUCCAUCAGGUGGACGGACAUCAUUGCAAUAGUCGUGGUUAUCUGCAAUCUUUUGCUCAUUGCUCAGAUACUUGAUUCCAUAAGGAAAUUUCUCCAUGUACCAGAAGGCAUAAAACAACUUCACGGUCAGGUGACCAGUUUCUUGGAAUAAGCCAAAGAAACGCACAUUUAAUAAACUAGCAGCCUGCAACAAGACAGACUGUCUUCUUAAAAAACACCACAACCUGCCUAUUAGGUUUAAUGGAAAUAUUUCUGAUUUUAGUAAUGCAGAUAACGUUCAUAGUAAUCUUCUGAGGCUAUUGGAAGAACCAGCAUAUUCACCAAUGGUAGUAAAUGGUGGUGGUGACAGAAAGGUUGUGUGUAAGCUUCUUACUGCUCAGCACAAAAUAGACUGUAGAAGUGGACCCAAGGUCCUCAGUCUUUUUUUCGGUUCCACCACCGAAACUUUCCAUCUUUUUCUUAAAGCCAAAUGCCCCAAUGCAAAGUACAGGCUCCCGAAGAGUGCAUCUGACAAGCAAAAGGGAUCUGAGGAAAGCAGGGCGAACAUGGAUACUGAUGGAAUAGUAGAAUUGUGGAAGAAGAAAGUUCUCCAAUAGUCCUCUAGUCCAAACCCUUGCCACACAGAAAUCACAACUGAAGCAUUCAUGAGAGGUCGCCAUCCAAGCUCUGUUUAAAAAGCUCAAAGGAACCAGAGUCCACCAGGGAGUCUGUUCCUUUGCCAAACAGCUCUUACCGCCAGAAAGUUCUUCCUAAUGUUGAGUCAGAAUCUCCUUUCUUAUCAUCUGAGUCUACUGGUUCAGGUCCUCCACUGCAGAGCAGCAGAAAGCAAGCUUGCUCCAUCUUCCAUGUGAUUUGUGCUUCAGAUUUGUGGAGAUGGCUAUCUCAUUCAAAGCAAAGUGGUUUAGUUGUGUGCCAUUAGUUAACGUUUCCGGGAAGUUAUUAGCCGAAUCCUCUGGAGGAUGGAGAAAUAAUAUUUUUGAACAAGGAGUACAAGAUGGGGUGAUGGUUUGGGAGAUUUUGUGUGCCUAACAGGAGUUAUUGAUGCAACACUGUAAUACAAGGGUCACACGACUGGUGGCAGGUGAUUCUUUCAGAUUAGAGCCUUUUCAAGAAAAAAACAAAAUGACGCAAACCUUCUUAGAAAUAGUAGAAGGUGACAGCAGUCACGAAAUUAAAAGAUGCCUGCUUCUUGGGAGAAAAGCGAUGACAAACCUAGACAGCAUCUUAAAAAGCAGAGACAUCACCUUGCCAACAAAGGUCCCUAUAGUUAAAGCUCUGGUUUCCUCAGUAGUGAUGUAUGGAAGUGAGAGCUGGACCACAAAGAAGGCUGAUCGCCGAACAAUUGGUGCUUUUGAAUUCUGGUGCUGGAGGAGACUCUUUUUUUAAAAAAAAUAAUAAUUUUUAUUGCAUUUUCCAUUAUACGAAUUCAUUAUAUCAAAUUUUUUUCACAAAUUUCAGCUUUUUAGACUUCCAUCAGCUUCUCUGCAAAUCAUCCAUAUUUUUACAUACUUUACGCAUUCUUUAAAUUUAAUAUUGCCUUUUAGUAUACCCUUACUAUCCAGUUCCUUUUUAACAAUACUCCUCUAACUCUCACAAAACUUCUUUAAAUCCCACUAGCGUUGUUUGUUCUUCACAUAUACUUUUCAGAUAUUCAGUAAAUUUUCCCCAGUCCUCGAUGAACUUGUGAUCCCGUUGAUAUCUAAUCUUCCCAGUUAGUUUGUCCAACUCUGCAUAGUCCAUAAGUUUCAUUCUCCAUUCUUCCAGGGUCGGUAGUUCUUCCUGUUUCCAUUUCUGGGCCAUUGAUAUUCUCGCCGCCGUAACUACAUAUUGGAAAAGUUUGUAGUCCCUUCUGUUUAUUUCACUUCCUGUUAUUCCUAACAGAAAGGCUUCUGGUUUCUUUACAAAUGUAUAUUUCAACAUCUUUUACAAUUCAUUAUAUAUCAUCUCCCAGAAACCCUUCACCUUCUUACAUUCCCACCACAUAUGAUAAAAUGAUCCUUCUUUUUCUUUACAUUUCCAACACUUAUUACAUGUUUUGAACAUUUUUACUAACUUAACUGGUGUAAUAUACCAUCUAUAUACCAUUUACAUGAUAUUCUCCUUUAACGCAGUACAUGCUGUAAAUUUUAUAUUUUCAUUCCAUACUUGUUCCCAAUCCUCCAAUUGUAUAUUAUAUCCAAAGUCUCUGGCCCAGCAUAUCAUUGAGGCUGGCCUCAACUAGAGCCAGGGCUUUCUCGGCUGUGGCUCCAAUCUGGUGGAACGCUCUGUCACAAGAGACUAGGGCCCUGCAGGACCUGACAUCUUUCCGCAAGGCCUGCAAGACAGAGUUGUUCCACCAGGCCUUUGGUCAGGGCCCAGCCUGACUCCCUCCUCUGGCAACCUGCACAGAAUUUUGCUCAACGGUUGCCAUUAAUUUGAUUUUAAUUAAUUUUUAUAAUGAAAUGUUUUUAGAAUGUUGGAUUAUUUGAUUGUUUGAUUAUUUGAUUGUUGUUAGCUGCCCUGAGCCCGGCUUCGGCUGGGGAGAGCGGGAUAUAAAUAUUAUUAUUAUUAUUAUUAUUAUUAUUAUUAUUAUUAUUAUCAUAACUGACUUUACUUCCUCAUCCAUCGUAUGCCAUUUCAACAACAUUUUGUACAUUUUUGACAAUAUCUUAUAAUCAUUAUUUAUUAUCUCUAUUUGAAAUUUCGAUUCCUUUUCUGAAUAUCCACUCUCUUUAAAAUCUUUUUUGAACAUUUCAUUUACCUGAAAAUAAUGCAACCAAUCAAACACAUAUUCUUUUACUUGUUCAUAUGGCUUCAUUUCCCAUUUUCCUCCUUCUUUAAUUAUUAAUUCACCAUAUGUGAUAUGGAACUGGCGGAAUGACUGGCAGAAUCCGUGACCAGGGAGAAGAGGCAAUGGAGGAAGAUUGGAAGAAAUUCAAAGACUACCUACAGAAACACUGUAAAAUUAAAGAAUGCUAGAGUGAUGUUGGAUUGAAAAUAAGUGGUUUCCAGCUGUACAGGAUAAAAUUAUAGACAGACUAAGAUUAAAGAUUAGGAUUAAAGAAGUUUAAGGAAAUGGAAAUUUGGUACUUAAGAGGUAAAAUUUUAAUGCUAUAUUACAUCAAGAUUAAAGAUUAGGAGUAAAGAAGUUAAAGGAAAGGGAAAUUUGGUACUUAAGAGGUAAAAUUUUAAUGCUAUAUUACACUAAGAUUAAAGACUGGGAUUAAAAAAGUGGAAAAGAAAUUGCUGGAUAAACAAUUUGGACUGGAAUACAAAAGAGGGAGGUAUGAGGAAGUCCAGAAAAUAAGUAAAUUCAAAAAAGGGAAUGAAAAGGUGAUAUUGUUUUUAAUUGUUCUGUUUCUUUUUUUGUUGUUUUUUGUUUUUUGUGUUUUUUCUCUUUUUCUGGGAUUUGUAUUGUGUAUUUGUGUAUUUCUUUUUUAUGACUUUUCUGUUCAAUUUUUUAUUGAAACCUUAAUAAAAAAUAUUUUUUUAAAAAUUAUAAUUAUUAAUUCACCAUAUGUGAUCCAAUUCCCUCUCAUAUUAAUUUUCUUAACACUCAUAACCUCUAAUGGAGACAACCAGCGUGGAACUUUUGGUUCUAAUAGGUUUUUAUACCUAUCCCAUAUUUCUAUUAAAGAUCUCCGGAAGAUAUGGUUCUCAAAACCUUUAUGACUUUUCUUCUUCUCCAACCAUAAAUACGUGUGCCAUCCAAAUCUGUUAUCAAAUCCUUCUAAAUCUAACAAUUUAUUGUUUUUUAAUUUUAUCCAUUCCUUUAACCAACAGAGACAAGACACUUCGUAGUAUAAUUUCAAGUCUGGCAGGGCAAAGCCUCCUCUUUCCGUCGCAUCUGUUAAUAACUUAAAUUGUAUUCUUGGCUUUUUACCCUGCCAGAUAUAUCUUGAAAUUACUCUUUGCCAAUCUUUAAAAAUUGUUGUCCCUUUAAUUAUUGGAAUCAUUUGAAAUAAAAAUAACAUCUUUGGAAGUACACUCAUCUUGAUCGUUGAAAUUCUACCCCAAAAGGAGAGUUUCAUAUUUCCCCACACCUCCAGAUCUUUUUUAAUUCCAUUCCAUACCAGUAUAUAAUUGCUUUGAAAUAAAUCAAUAUUUUUGAAUGUUAACCAUAUUCCCAAAUAUUUUACUUUCUUCGCCACUUUGAUCCCUAUUUUUUGUUGCAUUGUUUCUAUUACACUAUGAUCCAUAUUUUUUACAAAUACCUUAGUUUUUUUCUUAUUUAAUAUAAACCCAGCCACUUUACCAAAUUGCUCAAUCUCCUCCAACACCUCAUUUAAACUUUUUAAUGGAUCUUCUAUCGUUAUUACCAGAACGUCUGCAAAGGCUUUAACUUUAUAUUCAUUCUGACCUACUGUCACCCCUUUUAUUAAUUCAUUUUGUCUAAUUGAGCUUAAAAGGACUUCCAGGACCGUUAUAAAUAGCAAUGGCGAAAGAGGACAUCCCUGCCUUGUACCUUUCGAUAUCUUUACUUCUUCCGUAAUUACAUUGUUCACAAUCAAUUUUGCUCUCUGUUCUGUAUAAAUCGCCCUUAUUCCAUUAUAAAAAUCAUUCCCCACCUCCAUAUACUCUAAAUUUUUCAGCAUGAAUUCCCACGAUAUAUCAUCAAAGGCCUUUUCUGCAUCCACAAACAUCAAUAUGGCUUGUUUCUCAUUCCUGGUAGUCAGAUACUCCAAAGUAUUAAUUAUAUUUCUAACAUUAUCCUUCAUCUGUCUGCUUGGAAGAAAGCCUGCUUGAUCUUCAUGAAUAAUUUCUUGCAAAACCUUUUUCAUUCUUUUUGCUAAUAUUCCUGAAAAAAAUUUAAAGUCUGUGUUCAACAAUGAAAUCGGCCUGUAGUUCUUUACUUGUGUUAAAUCGGAAUCUUGCUUAGGAAUUAGUGAAAUAAAGGCAUCUUUCCAAGUUUCUGGAAUAUCUUUUUCCUUCAAGAUGUUAUUCAUUACUUCUUUCAGUGGCGCUGUCAGGGUAUGCCUCAAUUCUUUAUAAUAACUUGACGUAAAUCCACCUGGUCCCGGAGCCUUUCCUUUUUAAAAUUCUUUUAUGACCUCUAUUAUUUCCUCAUUCUCAAUUGGGGCGUUCAGUCUAUCUUUCUUUUCUGUCGGGAUCUUUUGCACCUUUUUUUCUUUUAAAUAUCUAUUUUCCUCAUAUUAUUCUUUUCUCUAUUUCUGUACAAAUGACUAUAAAAGUCCAAGAAUCCUUUUCUGAUGCCUUUAGGGUUUUCUAUCUCUUCUCCAUCCACAAUAAUUUUACUGAUUGUGUUUUGUUCCUUUCUUUUCUUAAUUUGCCACGCAAGCCAUUUGCCUGACUUAUUAGCAAACUCAAAGUUUCUUUGUCUUAACUUUUUAAUGUUCCAUUCCACCUCUUUGUUUAUUAUCAUUGCAAAUUGCGUUUGCAAAACUUUGAUAUUUUGUUUUAUUUUUGAGUUGUUAGGUUUCUUGAUUAAUUUUUGUUCAUUGUCCACUAUUUGUUUUAAGAUUUCCUUCUUGCCCUUCUCUCUGUGCUUAUUUCUGGUUGCAUUCUGUUGAAUGAAGAAUCCUCUCAUUACCGCCUUACUUGCAUCCCAAACUGUACUCAUCUUCGUACCUUUAUUACAAUUGUCCACAAAAUAUUCCAUCAGCUUCUUUUGUGCAUCCUGUAAAAUUUUUUGGUCAUCUAAGAGGUAGUCAUUAAUUCUCCAUCUAAAUGUUUUUUCUUCAUAGCCUUUAAUCUCCAAUUUUAUUGGACUGUGAUCUGAGAUCACUCUUGGCUGGAUUUCAAUUUGCAGAAUUCUUGGAGUUAGUUCGUUUGAGACACAAAUUUGAUCUAUUCUUGACAUUGACUGAUUUGGUUCCGAAUAAAAUGUAAACUGUUUCUCUAGUGGAUGUCUGAGUCUCCAAAUAUCAAUUAAAUUACAAUUCUUCGUCAUCGAAAAGAAAGUCUUAGGUAGUUUUCCUUCUUUGCUAACUUCUUUAUCUCUUAACCUGUCCAUUUCCAUUGAAACUACUCCAUUCAUGUCUCCCAUUACUAUAAUUUUUUGAUCCAUGUAUUCAAACAGUCUUUCUUCCAAAUUUUUGUAAAAAUCAGUCUUAUUUCCAUUAGGUGCAUAGAUCCCGACAAUUAUUAAUUUUUUGCCUUGCCAUUUGAUCUGGACAGCAAUAAUUCUUCCUUCUUCAUCCUUAAAAAUUUGCUGGGCUUCAAUUUUGUUUCUUACAUAUAAUACAACCCCUCUCUUUUUCCCUUUGUCAGAAGAUAUGAAUUCAUUUCCUAAUCUUUUAUUAAUCAACAUUUUCCUGUGUUUUCUUGCCACAUGUGUCUCUUGCAAACAAAUAAUGUCCAAAUUUUUCCUUUUUAAAUAUUGUUCGAUUUUAUUUCAUUUUUUCCUGUCAUUCAUUCCAUUAAUAUUCCAAUUCCAUAAUUUCAGCGCCAUAGUGAACUCCUAAAUAAAUUAAUUUAAAUUAUUAUUUUUAUAAUCUGUCAACUUCUUGUUCUUCUUCUUCUUCUUGUUCCUCGUCCGUCUUUUCCCCGUUUUCCUCCUCCUUCUCUUCCAAAGGCUUACCCCCUAGGGGAUCUACUCCUCCAACUGCUCCUUUUACUUCUUCCUCUUCUUCUGUUAAUUCCUUGUAUCUUCUCUGGAAUUUACCCACUUCCUCAGGGCUAGUAAGUCUGUGCUUCGUGCUUUUAUAAAAAAAGGAAAUCCCCUGUGGGAAUUCCCAUUUAAAUUCAAUCUUGUUCUUCUUAAGAAUUUGCACCAGUGGUUUAUAUGGGUCUCUUCAUUUCAACAAUCUAAUUGGGAUGUCUUUAAAGAUGAUUAUAUAGUUCCCAUCGAUAUUUAGUCUUUUUUCUUUAUUUUUUUGAAGUAUCAAAUUUCUCAUUUCUCUAUCUUUAAAAGUAAUUAGGCAAUCUCCUGGAACUUUCCUUGACUUUGUUGUUCUUACUCUCAUCCUAAAUCCAUUUUGCACUGUUCUCGCAACCUCUUCAUUUUGUAACUCUAACCAUUGUGCUAUCUCUGUUAUUAAUUUAUCUCUAAUGUUCUCUCCUUGAACCUCAGGCACAGCUCUCAGCCUGAGGUUCACUUCCCUCUGCCUCAAUUCGUUCAUGGCAAUUGCAUCCCAUAUCUCCUCCUGUGACUUGCUGAUUUCUGAUAGUCCCACUUUGAUUUUCUCUUCCUCACGCUUCACUUCCUUCAUUUCAGUUCUUGUCUUCUUCAUCCCUUCCUCUAGGGAUUGUGUUCUUCUAGAUACCUCUUUAAUUUGACCUUUCAGCUCGUUUACUGUCUCAUCAAAUUUUUUAUCCAUUUUUCCAAUUCUCGUAUCCACUUGUUCUAAUUUUUCUUCUAAGUUCUUUUAACUUUGCCUGAUUUCUGCAAACAUUUUUAAUAUUUCUCCCUUGAAGUCUGAUUCUUGUUUUGAUCCUCUUCUAUCUGCUGGUGUUCCCCCCUCUCCUCCUUUCUUCGGUUGAUGAGACAUUUCCACAAAUAUGCUUUAAACACUUCUCACAUAAUAAUCCAAAUUGAAUUUAUGAAAAUAAAUUCUCACCACCACUUACUACACAACCUUAUAUAAACCUUGCCCAAGGUAUAAAUAUAUCCAAUUAACUUCAAGUUUGGUAUUCAAUAUCUUUUUAAAUUUGUAAUUUAGUCCUUUAUUAAUUCUAAUUUCAAAUCUUCACUUUAAUGUCCAAUUAUCUUCGGCCCAGUCGGAUCCUUAAACUUAGAAAAAGUGAAAACUUAAAAUCCAAACCAAAUGAAUAUGUUCUUCUUGCCACCAAUUAGGUUAUUCCUUUUGAAAUCUUAGUACUCCAUUUAUAAUCAAAUUUUUAAUCCAGUUUUGUUCCAGCUGUGCCGCCAAAAAAAAGUUUAUUCUACUUCUAAAAAUCAAAGUUUAAAGUUUAGAAUCUUCUGCCACCAAUUAGGCUAUUCCUUUCGAAACCUUUAUAAUCAGGUUGUAAUUCAAAUUGUAAUCCAGUUUAGAUUUAUAAUCCAAUUUAGUUUUAUAAUCCACUUUAGCCUCUUAAUUAUACCAAAGAAGAUUUAAAAAUUUAAAAAGUGGUCUCCACAUAAAAAAUAAUAUCCAAAUGUUUAUAUCCAAAUAAAGGGUAAUAUAAUCCUUACACUUAUAUCCAAAUGAAGAAGAUCCAAGCAAAUACUCCGCAAAAGCCCGGUAAUGAGGAAAAGGGGAAAAAAAACAGAAAAGCCCAACCCCUUCUGAAGGGUAAAAAAAAAAAAAUACACCAAACCAAAGAGAACAGGAAAAACAAGUGAGAAAAACAAGUUGUAAUUUCUCUUCUGACCACCGGGGGCCCAGACUCAAAAAAUUAAGCAAGGAGUCUAUAAGUCAAACUUUACUUAGAGUUUUUCUAAGAGAAAAAAACCCCAAAGGUGGCAGUGGCCAAUGAAAAAAAUGAAAUAAGUCCAUCUAAAUAAUACCCCCCCCCAAAAAAAGGAUAUGCAGAAAUACCUAAAAUAAAUCGAAAAAAGAUCCUUUUCACGAUUGUCUCCGUCCGUAAAAAGAAACAAUGGAGUCGGAAGCUCUUCUUCCGUUGCACAGUUUUUUAAAAAGUGAAACUGGAAACGUUUUCCCUUUUCUUUUCUCUCACAGUUACAAAGAGGACCUUCAAAUUCCAAUUUUAGUCCCUCUGUCCCCCCUUUUAACUUUGUUCCUCCUUAAGUUAUUCAGUAUCCUCUUUAAAAGUUAUUUCUUUGUCAGUCAAACGGGGGGGGGGGACAAUAGUCGCUAGCGGCAACUCACUUCCCUUUCUCCAGCUUUGCUUGUAUGAUGCGUCUAAGCUGAUUGCAGAUGACGGCUGACCUCUGUAUUUAUUUAUUUCGUAUCCGAAUCCUUCUUGAUGUUGCAAUCCACUUUUUAAAAUCAAUUUGGGGUCGAAUUCCUUGCGUUCGAGAAUUAAGCGCUUCCCCUGCAAGCUCGGGGCUUCGUUUUCCGGAGGUAGCUAUGGCUUCCCUUCAGCCCGCUUCUCCCCCCCGCCGCACUCUUCGCUCCUACUGGGAGUUACCUGGCGGCCGGUAAAAAAAAAACCCGGGAUUCUUCACUGGGAAAAAUGCCCGCUUGCGACGGGAUCGCGCUCAACCGGAAGUCCUGGUGCUGGAGGAGACUCUUGAGAGUCCCAUGGACUGCAAGAAGAUCAAACCUCUCCAUUCUGAAGGAAAUCAGCCCUGAGUGCUCACUGGAAGGACAGAUUGUGAAGCUGAGGCUCCAAUACUUUGGCCACCUCAUGAGAAGAGAAGACUCCCUGGAAAAGACCCUGAUGUUGGGAAAGAUGGAGGGCGCAAGGAGAAGGGGACGACAGAGGACAAGAUGGCUGGAUAGUGUUCUCAAAGCCACCAGCAUGAGUUUGACCAAACUGCGGGAGGCAGUGGAAGACAGGAGUGCCUGGCGUGCUCUGGUCCAGGGGGUCACGAAGAGUCGGACACGACUAAACAACAACAACAACAAACUAAUAAGAACUCAUCCGCUCCUCUCAUUCAUGCUCACCAGAUGGGCAGACUCACUAAAAGAGGUGAUCAAUCUCUUUUAAGAGUCUUCAUACGGCCUCCUGUUCAGUAGGAUAGCAAUGCGCUGUGCCAGGGAUUUUUCAGCCUUUAUAUAGAUUCACUAUGUAUAAGUCUUAGCAUAGCUUUCGUCACGCUGAUUCCUCAUAUUAUCUUUGUGAAUAGUUCUUUGUCUCAGCAUGUCCUUUGUGAACAGUUAUUUGUCUCAACAUGUCCUCAACUCAUCCAAACAUCUGGUACAUCCUGCUUAUCCAUACUGUUUUGUACACUCCAUUAGCUGGAUCAACAGUCCCUCUUUCUUUAUCUUCAGACUCAAACAAUCUCUUUAUCUUCAGAGUCACAUACCAUCUGGUUUUACUCACACUCAAAACAUACAUAUCUCCAUUCAUACUCUAAGACACUCAUAGGCCUCACACAAGUAGGCCACCCAAAAUAACCCACGAGUUUAGUUUCUCAGGUGCACUCUCAAUAUAAAACAACUGUAUGAAAAUAAAUGAAUUGGAUUGCUGUAUGGAUCAGGGACUGGAUAAAACUGGAAAAGGAAGAAGCAUUGGACUUAGAAGGUCACAAUAACAGUUUUGGAUGGCAUGCAUAUUUAUGGUAUGGGAAAGGAAAAGUGCAUAAAGGAUUCUACAAUCAUAUAAUUAGGAAAUCAUUAAUGAGGGUUUGGGAUGCGGGUGGAGCUUUGGGUUAAACCACAGAGCCUAGGACUUGCCGAUCAGAAGAGCAGCGGUUCGAAUCCCCGCGACAGGGUGAGCUCCCGUUGCUCAGUCCCUGCUCCUGCCAACCUAGCAGUUCGAAAGCACAAAAGUGCAAGUAGAUAAAUAGGUACUGCUCCGACGGGAAGGUAAAUGGCGUUUCCGUGCGCUGCUCUGGUUCGCCAGAAGCGGCUUAGUCAUGCUGGCCACAUGACCCGGAAGCUGUACACCGGCUCCCUCAGCCAAUAAAGCAAGAUGAGUACCGCAACCCCAGAGUCGGCCACGACUGGACCUAAUGGUCAGGGGUCCCUUUACCUUUACCUUAUGAGGGUUUGGGAGAGAUAUAAAGAUUUGAUAGAACCAAAGACACUUUGAUGGCUCUCACCAAUUGAAGCUUUAUUGCUCAAACCACUUGGCAAGAAAGGGAAGUGGCUUACAUACAGUGAUUUAUUAAAAGAUCAAGAAGGAAAAAUGAAUUUAAAAGAAUAUGAGGUAAUAAAAGACCAUUUUCAGAGUUGGCUACAUUAUAGGCAGCAACAUGAAAUGUAUAAAGAAGACAAGAAGAAAGAAUUUAGUUACACCACUUCUAGAUUUCAAAAGGAAGUCAUAGAAGGGAAGGUGAAGUUGCUGAAGGGUGCAUAUAGUAUUCUUCUAGAAUGGGAAACAAAAGAUGAGAGGUGAAAUAGGUCAUGAUCAAAUGGGCACAAGAUAUAGGCCAUAACAUACAAUUUGAAGACUGGGAAAAACUGUGGAAAACAGACUUAAAAUUUACAGAUUGCUCUCUUUCGAAAGAAAAUUAUAUGAAAAUGAUGUAUAGAUGGUACAUAACGCCAGUACAGAUAGCAAAAAUGGAUUGCUGACUUUCUGAAUCAGAUAAACACACGCCAAUAAAUGAGAAUUUUGACACAAUGCAGAGUAAGGUUUGCAGCCUUCUCUAGAUUCAGUUCCAGUCUUUGGCCUUCAUUCAACCCAGUGUUGCCUCUAAGCAGCUGCCUAAAACCUCAGUGGCCGGUCUUGAUUCAGAUUCAUUUCAUGGACAAUUACUGGCCCAAAGUCACCCACUGAGCUUCAUGGCUGAGUGGGGAUUUGAAACAUGGGCUCUCCCAGACCCUGGUCCAAUUGUUUCUUCAUUAUUUUCUAAUAUUAUAUUUCCUGAAAUUUCUGCUGCCUGGACGGCUGCUCAUCCAUAGAGCUUUCAAAGGAAAGUGGUCUGGGUGUGCUUUUGGGUUGAGUGCAUCUGUCCGAUUAUUACAAACUCAUAAUGAAUAUGACACCCCCAUACCCUCCACAAUAUUAUCUAUAAAUCCUCUGAAACGAUCACAAACAGAAGAAGUUAAAGUUGCCAUGAUUUUCAGCAACUGAAGCAGAGAACGACAGACAGAAAAGUGAGUAGCUUUCCUAGAUUGCUAUUUUUUUGCCCAGUCCUUGGAGUGGUGUUCAGUGGCACCAGAUUCUCACAGCAGUUUUGAAGUGGAACUAAAGGGGUUUUUUUAAAAAAAAGGUAAAGGACUCCUGGACGGUUAAGUCCAGUCAAAGGUGACUAUGGGGUUGCGGCGCUCAUCUCGCUUUCAGGCCGAGGGAGCCAAUGUUUGUCCACAGACAGUGUUCUGGGUCAUGUGGCCAGCAGGACUAAACCGCUUCUGGUGCAAUGGUACACUGUGACGGAAACCAGAGCGCACAGGAACGCCGUUUACCUUCCCACCACAGCAGUACCUAUUUAUCUACUUGCACUGGUGUGCUUUUGAACUGCUAGGUUGGCAGGAGCUGGGACAGAGCAACGGGAGCUCACUCCGUCGCGGGGAUUCGAACCGCCAACCUUCUGAUUGGCAAGCCCAAGAGGCUCAGGGGUUUAGAUCACAGUGCCAUUGCAGAGAUGAAGCCAAAAGUUGGCAGAUUUCAAAGCUGGGGAGGUGUUUCAGCUGGGGAGCGGGUGCAUUCAACACAGUCACAAACAUUAAAUCUCAAACGUUGAUGUUAUAUUUCAUGGCAAAGAAAUUAAGAGUUAAUAAAACACAUUCUUUUCAAAUGAGAAAAGGAAAAUACCAAACUGUCAUUGGAAAAGCAAACAUCUCUGGACCAUCAAUUAGAUUUUUUUAAUCUAGGGUAGGGAGAGAGAGAGAGAGAGAGAGAGGGAGAGAGGGAGAGAGGGAGAGAUGUACUGUAUUAGGCGAAUAUGUUUGAAGCCUUUUUUCCAGCUUUGUUUCAGCUCGGAUCCAGUGCUGCAUAUACAGUUGAAAGGUAGAUUCUCCUCCACUGGAGGUUUUUAAACAGAGAUGAUGAUGAUGAUUAUUAUUAUUUACAGCCCACCCAUCUGGCUGGGUUUCCCCAGCCAGUCUGGGCAGUUUCCAACAAGAUAUGAAAAAUACAAUGAAACAUCAGACAUUAAAAACUUCCCUAAACAGAUUGGAUCUGUCAGGAAAUAUUUAGCUGUGGUUUCUGUUUCGCAGGGAGUUGAGCUAGCUAGACGACCCUUGGAGUCCUGUUGCAGCUCUAGAACUCUAUAAUUCUUUGAAUCCUAUAUUUCAACCACCUAAAUUUCACCAGCCCUCUAGUUUAAGCUUACUACAUGAUCCCCACUGCCAACCCAGAGAGACAUUCCAGGAAUCAGGAUCCUGGAGUCUCAGAAGCUAGUGAUUUUUUUUUUUGCUAGUGAUCAAUCUAGUAUCCAGGGAAUAGGAUCCAGGAAAAUCCAAACAGGAAACCGGUUUAGGUAAAAAUGAAAGAAAAACAUUUUCAGAGGAAAAAGGGAGGUGGGGAGGAAACUAAAAUAUUUUGGGACAAUGAGGAUACCUUAAGGUCCACCUGAGCCCUGAUAUCCCAGCUUGAGAGAGCCAGCUUGGCAAAGUGGUUGGACUUGGACCUGUGAGACCAGAGUUUUUGAAUCCCCACUCAGCCUGGAAGCUCAUUGGGUGAUCUCGGGCCAGUCCCUCCUUCUCUGCCUAACCAACCUCUCAGGUUUGUUAUGAGGGUGAAAUGGGGAGAUGAAGAACUAUGAACAGCGUCUGGAGCUCCUCAGAGGAAAGAAAGUGGCAUAUAAAGCCAAUAAAUAAAGAGUAAUAAACUUGACUACAACAGAGUCAUGUCAACUCCCAGGAAAAUAAGUAUUUUCUUAUAGGGUGGGGAAUUGGAUAAAAGAUAGGAAACUUAGUCUACUGGAGAGCGAGUGUCUCUAUGUAUUCCUUUAUCAUCUUCUUCUUCUCUCUGCAAGUACAGAUGGGGCCAGUCGCUUCCUUCCUUUCUGAACUCCUGGUCAUCACCUUUCUCCUGCAAGGUACAUCCAAGCUGGACUCCUCAAUUUCUCUUUCAGAUGAGGCAAGCCAAGAUGAAACAGGAUGGCUUGGCACUGAGGUGCAGCGGGGGUUCCUUCCUGCUGGUAUGCAGUGGUGGAGCCAUCACUUAGUGGUGGAGCAUAGAUUAUGCAUGGUAAAGGUCCUACGCUGGACCCACAAUAUCUCCAGUUAAAAUGAGGAUCAGGUGGCAGGUAAUAGUAAAAACACUUCUCUCCCAGACACACCACAGACACAAGGUCUUCCCGUAACAAAGAAGUCCUUCUGGCUUUGUUUUCCCCAAAUCACUUUUCUCAUGGAGGAACAGACUAUCAAUGACUAUCCAGGACCAGUAGAACAUGUCCUGAGUACAAUCUACUGGGGAUCAAGGAUGACAGAGUCCAAUUGUCCUCAUGCCUACCACCUCCUUCAGGUGCUUCUUGACUCCUCUUCCCAAAUUAGUCUUUGCCUGUAUCUAUAGCCGCUGCAUUAUAGUCAUCACACCCUGUGUGAUGUCACACAAAGAACUCCGCACACAGCGUUGAGCAAAUCUGUAUCUGAAUUCUGACCUACUCUUCCCCACAAGAAGUUAUAUUUUAUAUACAUGGCACGUCCACACUGGAGGAAAAUGUGGAGGUCUCACCAUUGAUGUAGAGAUGUCCACAUGAUGUUUUCCUCACCCCAGUGCUGUCCUGGACCUUCCCCUUUUAAAUGCAGUGAGGAGAGGUCGAUUUUUGGAAAAUCCAGAUAAGAACACCAUCAACACCACUCUAUGUGAAAUGGAAAAGAUUUGGCCCAACACUGUGGUGGGGUCCAUAUUUUGUUCCAAUGUGGAUAAGCCCAUAGGUGAAUUAGGUGUUACAGGAUUGCAGUUUAAGGGGGUAAACCUAUUGAACUCAGCUUGUAUAGGAUUGCAUUUUCUACUUUGUAAUUAAUCAUUCACUCAAGCAAGCAAUUCAACACAAAUAACUCAGUAUAAAUGUUUAAAUAUAACCAUCUUCAACUAUCUAAAGGACUGACACAAGGAAGAUGGAGCACACUUGUCUUCUGCCGUUCCAGAGGGUGGGAGUCAAACCAAUGACAGGAGAUUCCAACUAAACAUCAGGGUUAACUUUCGGACAGCAAGAGCUGUUCGAGUAGGGUUGCCAUAUUUCAAACAGUGAAAAUCCAGACAGAAAGUUGUUGAGCUGUUGUUGUUGCUGUUUGCCCCAAGUUGCUGAGCUUAUUUUGCAAAAUCACAUAGAUAAUUUACAUUUUUGAGCUAUUUUUAUGGAAAGCUUUGGGCAAAAUCACAUCGAUAAUUGACGUUUUUGAGCUAUUUUUAUGGAAAGCUGAUGAAAACGACACUGCCAACAUGGGUUGCCAAACGUCCAAAUUCCCCCCCGAAAUUUUGACAAUUUUUGCCCGGACACUGCUACCAACUGCAGUGUUCCAGAUAUGUCCAGGAAAUUCAGGUUGUAUGACAACUCUGUAUUCGACAGAGGAAUGGAUUCCCUCAGAAGCUGGUGGACUUUCCUUCAUUGGAAGUUUUAAACAGAGUUUGGUUGAUGUUCUUCAGUUGUGAUUCCUGCUUUGCAAAGUGUUGGACUAUUGGGCCCCUUCCAAUUCUACAGUUCUAUGAUCCUAUGAUUCUAAGUGUAGUUGAAAUUCGUUGAUUGUAUUUAAAUUACAGUUAAGGGCAUGACUUUGCUACACCCCCUCACCAAGAUUUUCUCUCCUCUAGCAGGCGCAGAAGCAAGUCCCUGCCCAAAGAAAUGGAUGUUCUUUGGUGGAAGUUGCUAUGCAUUAUUUGAGAAUCCCCUAUCUUGGAAUGAUGCAGAGGUAAGAAGCUAUUCUUGGAAUAUUGCAGUCUGUUCAACUACUAAGAAAAUUCUCAAAGUAUUUUCCUAAUAAUCUUCUCAAGGAGUAAUCAUGACCCAGUGCACUCAAAAUUAUAAAAGGAAGGUACGCAUUUAUGUGUCGUACACAGCGUGGUGGUGGGAAGAGAAGGUCUAUUUAAAAACUCAAACCACUAACUGGCAAAGUGAUCUCUUGUUCUUUCUAUCUGAUUUGUUAUCAAAUAAAAUUCAGUGCUGAUUCCAUAGAGGCAUAAGAGUCUAGGACUUCCGGGGAGGUGCCUCCGGUUAUGGCGGAAUUCCUCUGACCGGGAGGAAUCUGCUCCGUGAAAAUCUGGGUCUGGCUGCCACGGCGAAGGCGGAGACCCGUUAAAAUCACAGGCGGGAGAAGCCUGUGAACGUGGGAUUCGGUGGGCACCUUUUGCGCCUCCCCCACUCGCGGGGAACCCCGGUUUUUGGGGCUCCGGAGCGACGUGGGGUGAGCAGCGUGGUGCAUCGAAUCGUCUGCUUCUUCCACGGAGCGAAGCCGCAUAGCUGUUGCCAGAGAGCGCUGACCUUUUCCUGUGGACAAUUGGACUUUAAAGUAAUUACCCGUGAGUAGAGCUGAAGCGGAAUAAUUGGAUUUCUAAAUGUUUAAUUUGGUAUCGUAACGGGGAGGCUCAAAACAGGAAGUCCGCCUUCCCUUUUGUAAAUAGACUGAGGCAAUGAAGUUACAAGCUGGAGUCCUGGAAAGUCUUUCAUAAAAGAUUAAAUUUCCAUCGGUACAGAACAUUAAAUCCCCUCUUGGAGGCAGGAGAAGAGAGGGGGAAGUUGUGGAUUGAGUAUGCCUGCGGGAGAGAGCGAAGAGAUUUAAAACACCGCCGCUCUGACCCUGGAAACGGGCUGCUAGUAGGACUGACAUCUUUUGGAAUGUUCAUUGACAGCGUUUAGAACGUUCAUUGACAGCUAGCUAAACAAGAGAAAUACAUUGUUUCUACUGUCUCCGGCUGCUUUAAAAAGGAGGAAAAGUAACUGAAAAUUGAAACUAAUUUGAAACUAAUAUUGGAUUGUUUAAAAGAGGAUACUAUUGACUAUUACAAAUAGAAACUGUUUCCCCCUAGUGGAAGCUUUUGAAACUGGUUGCGUUACAAGAGCUGGGCUAGGGAAAUUUCCAGCUGCAAGUUAAAAACCGUGAGACUCUGGGACUGACCUUGAAUCUUUUAAGUGUUAUGGUAAAUGGAAGAGGAAAAACAGACCAGUCAACUGCUGACAAAACAUUAAGGUCUGGAAGGACUUGGCAACAAUCCAGGAGAGGUCCAUCAUCAGGCUUUCCUGCUCCUUCUGUUGCAGCCUUUGUACCAGUAUAUUUAAAACCAAGAGGAAUGUCGACAGAAGAGGCUUUAGUGGCUGCAUUAUAUAAGAUAAAUGACUCAUUGGAUCAGCUUAACAGGAAAAUGGACACGAUAAAUGCGAAAGUGGAUGUUUCAACUAUUAAAAUUAACUUAAUUACAGAAAGUAUAAACAAUACCAAUACAGAAACCACCCAGAAAUUGAUACAGGAACCUACUUUGAUACGGCAAACUGCGGAGGAAGCCAGGGAAAAAGCUGUUGUUGAAUGUAAAGUAACACAACUGGAGAGAAAGAGAAAGAGAGCCCCAGCCCUCCAGAGGCAAUUUGAUGAACGUAAGUUGACGCUUGCUACGACUGAACUUAAAGAAAAACAGACGAAUUUGAGGAUUAGAGUUCACCUUUGGUGGACAUGCCCAAGGAUUAAGACACUUUGGGAGAUUAUUCAUAAUGAAAUGAAAAAGGUAUUUAAAUAGACCCUCUUGAAGAAACCAGAGGCCUUUCUCCUGGGCAUGGUCGGCCAAUUGGUGUUAAGAAGGAUAGAACUUUUUUCACGUAUGCAACAAUAGCAGCAAGAAUACUCAUUGUGAAGUACUGGAAGACACAAGAUUUAACUAUUCGGGAAGAAUGGCAGAUGAAGUUGAUGGACUAUAUGGAAUUGGCGGAAACGACUGGCAGAAAUCCGAGACCAGGGAGAAGAGUCGGUGGAAGAAGACUGGAAAAAGUUUAAGACUAUGUAUAGAAAUACUGUAAAAAUAAUGAAUGUUAGAAAAAUGUUGGAAUGAAGUUAUAUGGCUUUAGUAGAAACGCUAUAAGGAAUUAAGUAUAAAUAGAUUAAUAGAGUAUUAAAGGGAAAAAUAAGGUUAGAAUAUGUUAAGAUAAUUAUAGGAUAGAAAACAGAGGAAGAUGGAAAGGAAUUGCUGAAACAAUUAACAGAAGUGGAAUACAAAAAGGGAGGUGUGAGGAGGUCGUGGAAAUAAGGGAACGAAAGUUAAGAUAUUGAAAUUGUUUUCUGUUUUAUAAAAUAAUAUUUAUUACUUUUAUAGAUUACAAAAGGGAAGAGAAAAACAGAAAAAAAGACAAAGGAGGAAAGCAAUAAAGAAAAAAAAACAAUAUACAGUAUAUAGACAAUGCAAAACACAACCUAAACUCAAAACUAAACACAUUAAACUAAACUAAACAAACCCCACUCCCUAACCUUAACCCUAAAUAAAACAAAACAAAAACAAUUUAAAAACAUACAUCAUCCCUUUUCCGUACUCUAUCUUUCAUUCCCUUGUUUCCUCGACCUCCUCUCACCUCCCUUUUGUAUUCCACUUCUAUUAAUUGUUUCAGCAAAUCCUUUCCAUCUUUCUCCAUUUUCUAUCAUAUUGUAAAUAACGUAUUUUUUAACCCUAUUUUCCAUUAAAACUAAAAUACUUAUAUAUGCUUAACUCCUUAUAACUUUUCUGCAAAGCCCAUAAAAAAUCAUCCACCAUUUUUCUAUCACUCAUUAGUUUUACCAUAUGUCUAUAUAUAAACUUUAAAUUUUCCAAUCUUCUUCCACCAUCUCCUCUCCCUGGUUUCGGAUUCUGCCAGUCCUUUCCGUCAACUCCAUAAAGUCCAUCAACCUGGUGAUCUUAUGUCUGAGGCUCUUAACUUUUUUCCAAGUCCCUUCUGCAGGUCUUCUUCAUUUUUUUUAAUGCUAAAGAGCAAAUCUCGGGGAAACUCCAACCUGUCAAUCCUUUUCUUCCUUCUGAACAGAUCAGCCAAAUUUCCAUAGUUGAAGCUACAGUCCAUGAAGUAUUUCAGGGCAUAUUUCAAGAUUCCUCCAAAUCCAAAGGCCCCCAAAAUUUCAAUCUCCUCCAGGCCCGAGUUCAUGUCCCAAAAGUCAGUUAAUCUCUGCAUAGAGGGAUCUUUCCAACUUUCCUUCUUUAGUCCAUUCCUCAAAGUCUGACUUUUCCUAGAUUCAAUCAUAAAAGGCCUCAACUUAUAGUCCUCAAUUUGCUUCUGUAAAGCCACGGAUCCCGCUUGAAUUACUUUAUGUUCAACAACAGCAGCUUUCUCCUUCUCCUCCUUCUCCUCCACCAUUUGUCCUGCCAAAAUGGAUUCCUGUACCAAGUCCUGAAUUAUUUCUGUGUUGGUGUUCGCUUUUUGACUCAAAUUAGUCACUUUCUGUUCCAAAUUAUCAACUUUAAAAGUCAUGUCAUCCAUCUUCUUGUGAAGCUGUCCCAGCGAACAGCUUAUCUUACAUAAAACAGUCACAAUGGCCUCUCCUGUCAACAUUUUUAAAUGGUCCAAGGUCAAUCUCUGGUUCUCAGAAUCCUUAUCUGCAGCUGGAAAUCCCCAGUUACACUCCUGUAACAGUUUCAAAAGCUCCUCUAGAGGGAAACAGUCUCCACUUGUAUCAGUUCUUUCUGGCACAACUCAAGCAUUAAAGAUAGUUUCAAUUUUCAGUUACUUUUCCUCUUUUUUAAACGCAGAGGAGGACAAUGGAAACAGUAUCUUACUCUUAUUUAGCUAGCUGUCAAAUCCGUUCUGUCAAUGCACUCUCUCCAAAUGUCAUCUGGCAGCCCGUUCCCAGGUUCAGAGCAGUGGUAAUUUGAUUUUUCACUCUCUCCUGCAGGCUCACUAGGUCCAAAAUUUCCCCCUCUUCUCCUGCUUCCAAGGGGGGUUUUGUAUUUUAAACCGAUGGAAAUUUAAUCCUUUGCCAAAAGCUUUCAAAGACUUUAACUUGUAACGUCUUUGCUUCAGUCUAUUUACAAAAACGGAAGGCGGACUUCCUGUUUAUGACCUUCCCGCUUCAGUGCCAAAUUAAGGUAUUUAAAAAUCCAAUUUUCCGUUCUACUCACGGGUAGUUGUUUAAAAUCCAAUUGUCCACAUGAAAAAGUCAGUGCUCUCUGGCAACAGCAAUGCGGCUUCACUCCGUGAAAGAAGCAGUCGAUUCAAAGCACCGCACCACUCACCCCACGUCGCUUCCGAUCCCCAAAACAGGGUUUCCCCACGAGUAGGGGAGGCGCAAAAGGUGCCAGCUGAAUCCCAGGUUCACAAGCUUCUCCCGCUUGUGAUUUCAAUGGGUCUCCACCUUCGCCGUGGUGGUCAGACCCUGUUUUUCACGGAGCAAGUUCCUCCCAAACGGAGGAGCUCCGCCAUUGCCGGAGGCGCCAACCCGGAAGUCCGAAAUUGUUUUCUGUUUUAAAUGGUUUGUAUCUUGUUUUGUUAGUCUUAUGUUGUUGUUUUUUUGCUUUUUUGUUUUUCUGUUUUGUUGUGUUUAAACAGUUGGAAAAUUAAUAAAUACUAUUUUUUUAAAAAAAGAGUUUGUAUCACACAAAGUAGACGUAAGUAAAGAUGCCGUUUCUAAUUUUGCGAUCUUUAUGCUCAAGAAUGUUUGAGCUCACCUGGAGCCCUAACCCUAACCCUAGAUACUUUGUGGGGCUGAUCCUGCCAACCCAAGCUGGCCACUGAAAUUCAUCCCCCUGGGGUGGGAUGGAGUCAAAGAGGGUGAAAACCUUAACUCUUUGUCUCUCUCAGGCAGAUUGCCAAACACAGAAGCAAGGAGCACAUCUGGCUUCCAUCCUUGAUGACCACGAGAUGAAGACAAUAGCAGCCUAUAUUCGUUUCAAUCAAGAAAAAAAUUCUGCAGUCUGGAUUGGGCUGUUUGCCCACAAGGCGAGUGAGGUGUGUACAGGAAGCUUCUAGUUUUGUUUUGUUUUGUUUCUUCUUCCUCUCCAUAUUCUGUGGCUGAGGAAACUGCAGAUCGAAAGCUUAGGAAGGUGCCGUUGAACCAAGAAAGUGUGCCCUACAUUAGAAGAAGAGGCCAUUGUGCCAGAAAUUUUCAAAUAUUUGAAAAUUCACUGCCAUGCAGUGUGGAGAACAGUAUCCCCAUCACUUCUUCAACUAAAUGGAGAGAAGCCUCUCUUACAGGACUGGCCCUUCCCUGAGGUGGGUUGAAGCAGUCAUGGCAGAACCCCAAGAGGAGGCACCGCCACGGUCAUCCCACACCACCUCUGUCAACAAAAGAGAAAAGGCGCUGGCAGCAGCGCCUGCUACUGGGAAGAUCACGUGUGACCUUGUCAAAAUCUCGCAAGAGCUUGCUGAAACCCGUCCUGCUGCUUCGCAGGCACUGCCACCCAUGCCUGGUAAAGGAGGCUUUGGCAGCAAUGAGGAGGGGCAGCACAUUCCCAUUUCUCCUCAUGCGGUGGAACAGGACGUGUCAUUCCCUGCUCUUUGCUACUUGGGAUAGGAUCGAAUUCCACAGAGGGAAGGAGAAGGUCCAAGGACAGUGAGGGAACAAAGGCCACUCCAUCCUUCCUUAUUGUAUUUUAAUAUUCUGUUGGAAGCCUCCCAGAGUGGCUGGGGAAACCCAGCCAGAUGGGCAGGGUAUAAAUAAAUUAUUAUUAUUAUUAUAUGGAGGAGAGGCAACUCUGCCAUCACUGUUGAGGUGCUACAGCCUCUUAACUUCCUCCUUCCCAGUGCUCCUGUCAUAAGAACAACAGCUAAGUUCUUUUUGGAUCAGAGCGUUUUCAAGAAAGACAGAAUGACACAGAUCUCUUCAGAAUACAACCCUUUAUUGAUUAACUGGUAAGAGCUAAUAAGGACUCAUUCACUCCUCUCAUUCAUACUCACCAGAUGGUUGGACCCCCUAAGAAAGGUGAUCAGCCUUUCUUAACAGUCUGUUGGGUGGCUUUCCUCUGCAGUUGGACAGCCAAUGCACCUUGCCAGGGCUUUGCAGCUUCUUAAAUAGUCUCCUCUCUCAUAGGAAUCAAUGUUCCCUUUGUUACGCUGGUCCCUCAUGAUGUCCUCAUGAAGAGUAUCCCACAGUCUGGCUUCUGUCAUGCUGCCAUGCUGUCUCCAUGAAUAGCUUGCUUGUUUCAACAUGUCUUCAGUUUGUCCUCUAAUUCACCCAGACAUUUGGUACAUCCUGCUUUUGUUGCAGUCCAUUAACUCAUCCAUCCUGUUUUGCCCAGUCCAUUAACUGGCUCAAUAGUUCUUUAUCUUUGAUCUCCUGGAGACUGAGUGACAUUGCCAGACAAGAGGACAUAGCCCAGGUAAAACCAGGGAUGUUCCUAGGGGACCAGAUUUAUCGGACCAUACCAGCCCCCUACCUUGCAGAAAUCCACUAUGUGGAAUACCGUAGACUCCUUACAGCGGCUAGAUUAAAUGUCCUUGACUCUGCGAUAUUGUGGGGAAGGUACAGGGAGUACCAUACGCCCAGAGAACCUGUCAUUGUGCCAUGGGUGUGGUUGAGUCCACCGAACACAUUCUCUUGACUUGCCCUUCUUAUGCAGAGCUUAGACAAAAUUUUAUAGACCCACUCUUAUGUCAAUUCAGCUUCCUACCCGGAGAAAACCAGGUUUUACACUUGCUGAAUAACGCCACUAGAGCUAUACCUUCCUUGGUGGCCAAAUUUCUCUUCUUAGCUUUUAAGCGUCGCAAGACUAUAAUUGACUGCAUUGAUAUGGGGCUAUCUGUUUAGCCCAUUUUAGUGUUGACUAAGUUUUAAAAUCUUCCUGGAUGUUUUUAACUGUGUAUCGACAAAAUGUACUUUUUUUCUGACUGACGGUCGAAUAAAAAGGAUGAUGAUGAUGAUGAUGAUGAUGAUGACUCAAUAACCUCUUUAUCUUUUGUCUUCAGAGUCACGUACCAUGUGGUUCUGCUCACACUUCAGACAUAUCUCCAUUCAUACCAUUUGGCAUACUAGAUAUAUCUUCAGUUAUACCAUAAGGUCAUUUUCUGGCCUCACACUCCAUCAUGUUGAAUAGGGGAGAAUUGAAAGGUCAAGAAAUCGGCAGCUCUUCCCCAGCUCAGAAUUUAAUCCAAGCCAUAGAAGAAUUUUAGGGACCUUAAAUAGACUGUAGUCCUCCACUGGGCUGGUUUGUUGUGUUGGUUUUUUGGAAGGUGCAGCACAAUUCCUCUGCAUCAUCUUUUAAUAGCCUAUUGUUUCCUUUGUUUAUCUUAUUUUCUGAUGGUAACAGCUGUUCGACAGUAGAAUGGACUUAGAUUCAUAAAGGCCAUAGAAUCAUAGACCUGUAGAGAGGGAAGGAACCAGAAAGGCCACCUCAUCCAAACCCCUGCAAUGAAGAAAUCUUCAUUGAACCCACAACCCUGAGAUUUGUCAUGAAAUUCUACUCAUAGUGAUCCAGAGCAGAUUCCAGCAGAUAGUUAGCAGAGUAAAAAUUUAAACACAUUGCAGGAUUCCCAAAAAUAGACCCGAGGCAAUUAAUAUUUCACACAGCAGAGCUUUACUGCUACUGAAGGCAAAUGAGCAUAAUGGUCACAAAUCUAAUACAAUCAGGAUUAGAACAGUCCAUAAGAAAUCCAGUUGCAGCAGACUUAAAUUUACAAUCACAUGUUGUUGUUGUUGUUUAGUCAUUUAGUCGUGUCCGACUCUUCAUGACCCCCUGGACCAGAGCACGCCAGGCACACCUGUCUUCCACUGCCUCCUGCAGUUUGGUCAGACUCAUGUUGGUCUCUUUGAGAACACUGUCCCACCAUCUCGUCCUCUGUCAUCCCCUUCUCCUUGUGCCCUCCAUCUUUCCCAACAUCAGGGUCUUUUCCAGGGAGUCUUCUCUUCUCAUGAGGUGGCCAAAGUAUUGGAGCCUCAGCUUCACAAUAUGUUCUUCCAGUGAGCACUCAGGGCUGAUUUCCUUCAGAAUGGAAAGGUUUGAUCUUCUUGCAGUCCAUGGGACUCUCAAGAGUCUCCUCCAGCACCAUAAUUCAAAAACAUCAAUUCUUCGGCGAUCAGCCUUCUUUAUGGUCCAGCUCUCACUUCCAUACAUCACUACUGGGAAAACCAUAGCUUGAACUAUACGGACCUUUGUUGGUAAGGUGAUGUCUCUGCUUUUUAGGAUGCUGUCUAGGUUUGUCAUUGCUUUUCUCCCAAGAAGCAGGCGUCUUUUAAUUUCGUGACUGCUGUCACCAUCUGCAGUGAUCAUGGAGCCCAAGAAAGUAAAAUCUCUCACUGCCUCCAUUUCUUCCCCUUCUGUUUGCCAGGAGGUGAUGGGCCCAGUGACCAUGAUCUUCAUUUUUUUGAUAUUGAGCUUCAGACCAUAUUUUGCGUUCUCCUCUUUCACCCUCAUUAAAAGGUUUUUUAAUUCCUCCUCACUUUCUGCCAUCAAGCUUUUAUCAUCUGCAUAUCUGAGGUGUUGAUAUUUCUUCCGGCAAUCUUAAUUCCAGCUUGGGAUUCAUCCAGCCAAGCCUUUCGCAUGAUGCAUUCUGCAUAUAAGUUAAUUAAGCAGGGAGACAAUAUACAGCCUUGUCGUACUCCUUUCCCAAUUUUAUAUUAAAGCUGUAUAUUAAAGAAAUAUUAUAUUAAAGCUUUUAUAUUAUAAAUAAUAUUUCAAAUUCCCCUAUAGCCCUCGUUCCCCUUCACCCAUGUUUGAUCUCUCUCUCUCUCUCUCUCUCUCUCUCUCUCUCUCCUUCUUCCAUCUUGUUUUGUUGUUAUAAUUUAAUCAUUGUUCAGCUGAUUCUUUUAUUAUUUCCUUGCUUACCCCUGUGUGUUUUACACGUUAUCUAUUAAUAUUCCAGUUUCGGAACCCUAUUUUUUCAUAUAUUCCUUCAGGGAGUGAAGGAAUAUAUGUGAAGGCCCCUGUCUCUUUUUCUUUUUUCUUUUUUCUAAAAUAGUUUUAAUUAAGUUUCUUACAAAUAUAACACGUACUAUGACAAAAAAGAAAGAAACAAAAUCACAAACUUAACAAAAAAGUAAAUAGGAAAAAGAGGGGGGAAGUACAUGUCAACAAACACCUAAGCAAUACAAAUUAAUUGGUUAUUUAAACUUCUAACAUCAUAAACAUGUUCUGGACUUCCUCUGAUCCCUCCCAUCUGAAUUUCCUUGUAUUUAAAUGCAGCAGUUUUCUAACAUCAUUAUUAAAACACCGUAUUCCAAUUAAAAUAAAAUUUCUUAACUUAUCUUAAGGUUCUAAAUCUCAAUUAUUUAACUAACUCUUAAUUUCCUGUCUCUUUUUCUGUCUCUACAGAUCUCCAAGUGGCAGUGGGUUGACAUGUCUCCACUCCCAUACACUGCAUGGGCACCCGGGGAGCCCAGUGGGACAGGUGGCGUUGAGAAGUGUGCCGAACUAAAAACUAAUGGUGAGGGGGGGGGUGUAUCACAAUAUGCCUUUGGGAGUGCCAGCAGUCAGCUUCUUCUAUACUGUGUGCCACUCGUGGCCUGGUUGAAAGCAGUCCAAGGGUGAGUGCGUAGAGAAGAAGAACUUGUCCCUAGCCACCUCCUACCUGAGCAAACCAGCAGGUCAGUUGGCCAUGUCAGCAGAAGGGAGGCUUUCACGAACCAGUGACCUGCCUAUUCAGUGUGGUGUAGUGGUUAAGAGCGGUAGCCUCGUAAUCUGGGGAACCGGGUUCGCGUCUCCGCUCCUCCACAUGCAGCUGCUGGGCCAGUCACACUUCUUUGAAGUCUCUCAGCCCCACUCACCUCACAGAGUGUUUGUUGUGGGGGAGGAAGGGAAAGGAAAAUGUUAGCCACUUUGAGACUCCGUAAAGGGAGUGAAAGGCGGGAUAUCAAAUCCAAGCUCUUCUUCUUCUUCUUCUUCUUCUUCUUCUUCUUCUUCUUCUUCUUCUUCUUCUUCUAGAAAGUCUCUUGGGUCUCAAUGGAGCAGGAAAGACAAUUUAUGUAUAAAACCGCAACUGCGUGGAUGAAGAGUGGCAGAUUUCAGUGGAUGGAUUAUGCCAAAAUGGCAAAAUGACUGGAAGAAUCAGAAAUCAGGAAGACCAAAAUUCUAAUAAGGAAUGGGGGAAAUUUAUAAUUUAUCUUAAUAAACCAUUGUAAACAGCUAAAAUCUUUAGUAGGAUUGGAAGAACACUUGUAGUUUAAUGGAAAAUUUGGGAUACAAUGGAGAGGUAAAACAUUUGGAGUUGGAUUAUUAUAAAAGAUGCAGGAAAAAAUGGUUCAUAAAAGGACCCACAAAGGGGGGGGGGAGGGAAGUUCAGGAGGUUCUUUGUCUUUAUGCUGUAUGUUGGAUAUGUGAUUGUAAAACUUCGAUCUGAAAUUAGAUAGAUAGAUAGAUGAUAUAGAUAGCUGAUUGAUAGAUAGAUGCUAGAUGAUAGAUAGAUAGAUAGAUAGAUGAUUGAUAGAUAGAUGCUAGAUGAUAGAUAGAUAGAUAGAUAGAUAGAUAGAUGAUAGAUAGAUGAUAGAUAGAUAGAUAGAUAGAUAGAUAGAUAGAUAGAUGAUAGAUAGAUAGAUAGAUAUAGAUGAUAUAGAUAGAUGAUGAUAAAUGAUAGAUGAUAGAUAGAUAGAUGAUAGAUAGAUAGAUAGAUGAUAGAUAGAUAGAUGAUAGAUAGAUAGAUAUAUAGAUAGAUAGAUAGAUAUAGAUAGAUAGAUAGAUGAUAGAUAGAUAGAUAGAUAGAUAUAGAUGAUAUAGAUAGAUGAUAUAGAUAGAUGAUAGAUAGAUAGAGAUAGAUAGAUGAUAGAGGGAGAGAGAGAGAGAGAGAGAGAGAGAUGAUAGAUAGAUAGAUGAUAGAUGAUAGAUUAUAGAUAGAUAGAUGACAGAUAGAUAGAUAGAUAGAUAGGGAGAGAGAGUCUCUUGGAGGUGCCCCAACCUGCUUUGGUUUAUCCAAGCAGCAGCAAGGAAAACACAGGCAGAAUAUUCUUGGGUAGUAAAUGCAAAAUGGUAGCUUCAACCAUGUGCUCUAAGCUUGGAGCCCAUGUAGGCAUGUCUUUCUUGACCAUGGUGCAAAGGGGGGGGGGACAAGGAGUGAAGACUUCACUUACUCCCUCAUCAGAGAAGAGGGGGCUUGACCUAGCUGAACCCAGGAGCACACCUCUAUGAUCUUAACCCAUUCAUACACAAACUCACACUCAUGCACAGUUAUGUUUGGCUGAAAUAAAUAAAACAUUAACAAAAAAUACAAAACCAAACUGAACCAUUUCCUACAUAAAUCGCUGCAGUCCGGAAUUGUCCUAGAUUCUGUCAAUUACAAUGAAAACAAAAAUCGCUUGGUCAAAUGUGUGGAGUGGAAACUGCAAUCCAAUUUAAUUUAUCGGGAUCAUUUUGCCAGGUCUGAAUUAAGAUUUUCUUUCAGCGGGAAGAAGCCAUGAAAGGACAGAGGCACCUGACACCUUUUCUCUCUUUCCCCCUCUAGAUUACCUGCAGUGGAAUGACCGUGACUGUGAAACUGCCCUUUCCUAUCUCUGCAGAUAUUCCAGGUACUGAGGGCAGCCGUUUAUCGAGGCUUCAACACGCUCAGUGACCUUUGAGGAAUAUGGGGCUGAAUUCUGCCUUCCAAUGCCCCUUCCCCAUAGGCUGCCUGUGGGUCAGAUCUUCUCUUCUCUGGCCUCUG
Messenger RNA from Podarcis lilfordi (Lilford's wall lizard), 30893 nucleotides. The record is from the annotation of a GenBank genome assembly. Lineage: Eukaryota; Metazoa; Chordata; Lepidosauria; Squamata; Lacertidae.